GGGAAAGCGCGCGCGCGCCCGUGCGGUGUGUGUGUGUGAGUGUAUGACAGUGUGUGUCAGGUGACUUGGGUCACGCAGUCUCUCUCUCCCUCCUCUGGGGAGGAACUGCCGCGCUCUGGCUGACUCCUCCGCCGGCGGGCGGGCGGGCGGGGCAGGGGGGCUCCGGGCGCGCUGGGAACGGCGGGACCCAGACCUGGACGCCGACCGCCGCGGGGGACGCGCGGCCUCCGCCUCUGCCCGCGAACCUCGGGACAAAACCCCAAUUCAGAAAUAGGUUGCGAGCGGCAGGCCGGGAGGUUUGGCGCCCCCCACCAGAGACCCCCGUCGUCCCCGGGACGGCCGGCCGUGGGCGCGAUGAGCCAGGUGCUGGGGAAGCCUCAGCCGGAGGAGGAGGAGGACGACGAGGAGGAGGAGGAGGAGCUGGUGGGGCUAGCGGGCUACGGGGACGGGCCCGACUCCUCGGACGCCGAGCCGGACAGCGGGACGGAGGAGGGAGUUCUGGACUUUAGCGACCCCUUCAGCACGGAGGUGAAGCCGAGGAUCCUGCUCAUGGGCCUGAGAAGAAGUGGCAAGUCAUCCAUCCAGAAAGUUGUCUUUCAUAAAAUGUCUCCCAACGAAACCCUGUUCUUGGAAAGUACGAACAAGAUCUGCCGGGAAGACGUUUCCAACAGCUCCUUUGUUAAUUUUCAGAUUUGGGACUUCCCAGGGCAGAUUGACUUUUUUGACCCUACCUUUGACUAUGAGAUGAUCUUCCGGGGGACAGGAGCACUGAUAUUUGUCAUAGACUCCCAGGACGAUUACAUGGAGGCCCUGGCCAGGCUCCACCUCACGGUGACCAGGGCCUACAAAGUGAACACCGACAUCAACUUCGAGGUGUUUAUUCACAAAGUGGAUGGUCUGUCAGAUGACCACAAAAUUGAAACCCAGAGAGAUAUUCACCAGAGGGCAAAUGAUGACCUUGCAGAUGCUGGAUUAGAAAAAAUUCACCUCAGCUUUUAUCUGACAAGCAUAUAUGAUCAUUCAAUAUUUGAAGCUUUUAGCAAAGUGGUUCAGAAACUGAUUCCACAACUCCCCACCCUGGAGAAUUUGCUAAACAUCUUUAUCUCAAAUUCUGGAAUUGAAAAGGCGUUUCUCUUUGAUGUGGUCAGUAAGAUUUACAUUGCAACUGAUAGUACCCCCGUGGAUAUGCAAACCUAUGAGCUCUGCUGUGACAUGAUCGAUGUGGUUAUUGACAUUUCUUGUAUUUAUGGUCUCAAAGAAGAUGGAGCAGGAACCCCUUAUGACAAGGAAUCAACAGCCAUUAUAAAACUGAAUAAUACAACAGUUCUUUAUUUAAAAGAGGUGACCAAGUUCCUGGCUCUCGUUUGCUUUGUCAGAGAGGAAAGCUUUGAAAGAAAAGGGCUGAUUGACUAUAAUUUUCAUUGCUUCCGGAAGGCCAUCCAUGAAGUUUUUGAGGUGAGAAUGAAAGUGGUGAAAUCACGAAAGGUUCAGAAUAGGCUGCAGAAGAAAAAAGGAGCCACCCCAAACGGGACGCCUAGGGUGCUGCUGUAGGUGAGGUUUCAGGAAUAUCUUUUGAAAUCAGACCUUUCAAUGAGGCUGCUGCUCUGUGUUGCACUAAAGGAAGAGGAAGAAGGAGAUUGGGACACAUGACAUAUAUUUGUUGUAAAAAAAAAAAAUUCCUGCCACUCUCUUGAUCUUCUCUUUUUUUAAAUAAAGUAAGCACUUUGAAGCAAAAACGUAUAUUAACAAUGAAGUGAAAUCUACUGUAACUUCAUUACACAAAUGUAAACUUUUAUGGUCUGUAGUCAGAAAAAAUCCUGUGUGAGAACUGCCAGGAACUGUACAUAUUUUGCACUUUUUCAUGUUUUUUUUUUUCCCUCAUUGAAUUCAACUUUGAUAAAACAACUUUUCUAGGCUCUUUUCUGUCCUUGGUAUCUAGGACAUGCAUACCGAGUCCAUAUCUAUAGGGCAGUCAGAAAGUAAUCAAAAAGUGAUGCAUUGGCAAUGACUUUUUAUAAAUUUGGGAAUCUUUGCUACCAAUUGUUGAGAAAAAACAUUUUUCAGUGGAGGAACAGAUUGGGGCAGCAAGCUCCAGGAGCAAUAAGAACUGUCCCCUGUUUAUAACUGACAUAAAUAGAAGUUUUAUAGAAUAAUAUUAGCACCAAACUUAUCUAAAAAUUUCUAUAGCCGUGACAGUGCUUCCCUAGUCGACCCUUUUUACAAAACUCUUUACCUCAACACACAUCUCUAUAAUCAUUUUAUACAGAGAGGUUAUUUCUUUUUGCUGCAUUACUGUUCUUUAGAACCUUUGGGACCAGGUUCCAAAAUGGUGCCGAUCAAUGGAGAGAAAUCAGAAUGUCGCUAAAUUGCAGGGUUUCUGGAGGCUUUUCUGUACCUGCCACUCAGGCUAAAGUAAUAACAUCAGAGGCCACAUGGUUUCCCAAAUGUAGGUGAUUGGCAACUGCAGAUUUUAAAAUACGUCCUAUACAAUGUUUGGCCCCUGUGGAAUGAGCCUCUUACCGUGCAACAUUGCAAAUGUUUAUUUAGGACCAUUUUGUUGUUGUUGUUGUUGUUUUGGGGGGUUUUUUGCAUUGCUCCACGACCACAGGCAAUAUCUCAGUUCUCUGCCACAGAGCUGAAUCCUGAUGGGCACAUUUGUCACCUCUGAAUCUCCCUCUCACCUGUGACAGUGUGCCUUGUGGACUCUGCCUGUUCCCACCUUAUGAUUGAACUAGAGCUCGGCUCUCCAGCAGCGUGUUCUGCAUGGCUAAAUAGCCAUCCUGAAAACCUCUACAGGUCAGUGGAAAAGGAUGGCCAGAGGAGGCAUUACAGUUAGCUUUGUGUCUGUUUCUAUGAAAUUCUUCCACUUACGUUUACUUUAGGCCAACAGCAAGUUAAUAGAUUCUAAAUCUAUCCCCAUCCCAAACCAUUCCAAGUAGGUUAUUCUAGAUCCAUCCCAAGGGUCAGUGCCCUAAGUAAAGCAUGUUGGCAGGUAUUAGAAAAUGUACAUAUAUAUAUGUUUUUAGCAGAGCCUCAUAGGGAUAACAAUGCUGAUCCUAGCAAAACUGGAUCAGGUUCCUAAAGCAACUUGUUCUUGAAGCUAUCCCACUACUAUCUGCAGCUUCUUUCCAUCCUCUCCCCUUCCAUCCUUUUCCUAAGUCCUAUUCCUUUGAGGCUGGUAACUGUAAUUUAAGAUAGCAGCUGAUUGGGAUUUAAGGUUUGAGCCCUCCCAAGGGUCUGUGCAUUUUGGAAGGAAAUUUCUAAAAAUCAUGAAGGUGCCCUAACUCCCUUCCUCAUGAUUCCUACUCAGAAACACAGGUGGGUAGGAAGCCAGGGUUCCAGGGAAGUCUUUUUCCUAAUUUCCAGACCUAUAACCUGUUAGACCUUUGCCAACAUGGUACAUGGAAGUUAUUCUUAUAAAUCUAUUCUUUAAUAUUUUUUACACAAUGUUUCUUUUUGGAUAAGCAAAUAAAGAAUCACUUUUCUAAAGUGACUUUAUCCUCAAGAUAGAGACAUUUACCUAUCUGGUAAAUCACACAUUACUUAGGUAUAUAUGUUAUUAUAACCAGGUAGAGCUUCCAUUUUUAAGCUGGGUAUAUGAUGGGUUUUUGUUAAAAUGUGCCUUAAAAGCCUAUUACUUCAAGAGCAAAUGAUUCUUUGGGGGAAAGGCAAAGUUAAUGCUAUGACAUCAGACCCAAGUUCAUGGUAGUAAGUGCACUCUUUGAUUAAUGACACACUGAUAUAUAGACUACUGCCUCAAAGCCGUAAGCAUGGCAAUGACCUCUUAGUUAAAGAGAAAUGUAGGAGUUACAUCUAAGCAUUCAGUUUCUGAAGACAGUGCUAUUGGAAUUACAAAAUCUCUUCAAUUCCUUUUUCAUUUUAUAUUUGAUAUGGGACUUAGCUUACUUGUGUGUGGCCACCUUAGGUCUCAAAUGUAAUGCUAUAAAUAUGUAUAAAUAUACAAAAUAAUGUAUAAAUACAAAGCCCAAAUACAUGGCUACACCGACUGCUCUGGAACAUUUUUGCUCAUUUUCAAAGGUUGAGAACUUGACCUACAGGUUUCCAGGGCAAUUAGAACUUCUAUGUGGGGAUGAGACGCUUCUUGUGAAAUACCAUCUUUGGUUAUUUUCAGUGAUGUAGAUUAGUGUGUAUGGCCAGGGUAGUGUGUUUCUGAAGGAAUAUAAAUCAAAAACUGGUUGACAUUCACAGACAGUAAUAUUUUGUGAACAUGAUAUAUUUGGGGCCCUUAAAUGUAAAAAUGCCUAAAAACACAGCAAUAUUGUGAUAUAUGGGUUAUAUGAAACAUACUCGAGAAAAACAGCUGAAUUGUCUUGAUUAUUAAAGUAUGGUAUGCAUUCAACUUAUGCGGACUGGAUGUAAUUUGUAAUCAAGUAUAGUAUUUAGUAUUACGUUUUACUUUAAGCAGUACAUCAUUUAUAAUCAUUGUUAAAGCAUUCCUUUCAAGAACGUAAGCUGCCCAUUUAAAAGCGUGUGUCAUACGCUCAUGAUUUGGCAACACUCUAUUUUAUUUCAGGUAUAUUUGUAACUAAUCUUUUUGGGAGUGGAAUGGUCUCUUUGGUGAAAAAAAAGCGUGGUCUUUCAUGGUUGUGAGGUUAUUUACUGUAUACAUGCGUAUCACUGCUGGGUUCCUUUAGAUAAAUGUGUUUGUCCUAAUUAACCAGCUGUCGCUUUAUGAAAAUGAGGAUAAAUUGAUCUAUUUAAGUUGGAUUUACAUUUUUAUUUAUUUUUUUAAACACUCGUAUCUCUCCAUAUUUUUGAUGGCGACAUGCCUGUUUUGGCUGUAGAACUUAUUUCAGUAAACUUCAGAUAUUCUUGCUGCUCUGGCCCUAAUCCCUAGCCAUCUGAAAAUUAUUUUCCUAACAGUCCACUUUUUGAUUCUUACUUGCUUAGUAAGAUUCUACCGUAUAAUGACUUUUACAGAUCCCCUCAGAGUUCUCAGAGAG
Kogia breviceps (pygmy sperm whale) is the source of this 4964-nucleotide messenger RNA. It is a transcript of the gene RRAGD, whose product is annotated as Ras related GTP binding D. Gene Ontology annotation, molecular function: GTP binding; GTPase activity. Gene Ontology annotation, biological process: cellular response to starvation; negative regulation of autophagy. The record is from RefSeq and is a predicted model, not a curated record. NCBI's taxonomy places the organism in Eukaryota, Metazoa, Chordata, Mammalia, Artiodactyla, Physeteridae. Gene Ontology annotation, cellular component: lysosome; Gtr1-Gtr2 GTPase complex; nucleus.